AUGUCAAGUAGUUACCAACCUAAGUUUUCAUAUUCUAAUAUAUUUCGGAAAAAGUACUCUGAUGAUAGUUUACAUAGUUUAGAGACAAAAUAUAAAAAAUUAGAAGAGAGUUCACUUAUUGAACAAAGACAUUUUUUAAGAAGCCCUGAAUUAAACACUGAUACAGAUCCUAAAAGCAAAGACUUGGAUAUGCUUUUUGUUCCAAAUGAAGUAUUAACAUCUGUAACUCAAAAAGCUAUAAUAUAUAUUCAACACUUCUACAGAAGAGAACAUUUACAAAGUUUAAGGAAUAUUUAUGAUGAUGUCUUAUCAUCAAAAAAUGAUCGCUCUAUUGCUCUGGAAUUACUUAAAAAUGCAUCUGUAGCUUCUGGAGGAAUUUUACCGAGCUGUCAAGAUACAGGGACUGCUUGUAUUUUUGCAAAAAGAGGUAAAUAUAUAAUGACUCAAAGUAAUGAUGAAGAAGCGAUUUCCCAUGGAGUUUACAAUGCUUAUACACAAAAUAAUUUAAGAUAUUCAAUACUAAGUCCCCUAAGUAUGUUUGAAGAAAAAAAUACAAAGUGUAAUUUGCCAGCUCAAAUAGAUAUUAUGACAAAUUUUGACAAUCCAUUAGAAUAUGAACUACUUGUUAUUGCUAAAGGUGGAGGGUCCUCUAGUCGUACAUUUCUAUACCAAGAAAAUAAAUCGUUACUUAAUGAGGAGAAGCUGAUGAAAUUUCUUAUUAAUGCAGUUAGAAAGCUUGGAACAUCGGGUUGUCCUCCUUAUCAUCUGGUAGUGGUAAUUGGAGGUUUAUCACCUGAGCAAUGUCUUAAGACUGUAAAACUAACGGCUGCGCACUAUUUGGAUGACUUGCCACGUUCAGGAGAUGAAACUGGGCAAGCCUUUAGAGAUAUAGAAUGGGAACAAAAGAUAUUUGAACUAAGUAGAAAUAUUGGUAUUGGAGCUCAAUUUGGUGGUAGACAUUUUUGUCAUGAUGUUAGGGUUAUUAGGUUACCAAGACACGGGGCUCAUACCCCUGUUGGUAUUGGAGUCUCUUGUUCUGCAGAUAGACAAGUGAAGGUGAAAAUAAAUAAAACUGGGGUCUACAUGGAACAACUUGAAGAAAAUCCUGCUCAAUUUCUACCAGAUCAAAUUUCUAGUAGUGAAAUCGAAAAAAGUAGUGAAACUAUCCAUAUAAAUUUGAAUCUUCCUUUAAAAGAAGUCCAGAAAAUUCUUUCAAAUUAUCCUGUAGGUACAAGACUUAAUCUAAAUGGUACACUAAUAAUAGCAAGAGAUAUUGCGCAUGCUAGAAUUUUGUCCAAUCUUAAAGAGACUGGAAAACUACCAAACUACAUGUUAAAGUAUCCUUUUGUAUAUUAUGCAGGUCCAGCAAAAACUCCACCAAAUAUGAUUAGUGGAUCUUUAGGUCCAACUACUGCUGGUAGAAUGGAUCUAUACCUUGAUCCAUUCAUGGAAGCAGGGGGGAGCUUCAUUACCUUGGCUAAAGGUAAUAGAAGUGAAAUUGCAAGACAAGCAUGUCUGAAACACAAAGGAUUCUACCUUGGAGUCCCAGGAGGGCCUGCAGCCUUUCAUAGUGUUCAGAAAAUCAAAAAACUUCAAAUAUUGGACUUUGAAGAUCUUGGAAUGGAAGCUGUCUGGUUAGCUGAGGUAGAAAACUUUCUUGCUUUUAUAGUGAUUGAUGAUAAAGGUAAUGAUUUUUACAAGCAGUGGUUGGGAUAA
Cryptosporidium muris RN66 is the source of this 1716-nucleotide messenger RNA. Its product is annotated as fumarase, putative. The record is from RefSeq and is a predicted model, not a curated record. Gene Ontology annotation, biological process: generation of precursor metabolites and energy. NCBI's taxonomy places the organism in Eukaryota, Apicomplexa, Conoidasida, Eucoccidiorida, Cryptosporidiidae. Gene Ontology annotation, molecular function: fumarate hydratase activity. The transcript has a single exon. Bases 1 to 1716 code for a protein of 571 amino acids.